This is a messenger RNA of Leptosia nina, 1614 nucleotides long. The record is from the annotation of a GenBank genome assembly. Lineage: Eukaryota; Metazoa; Arthropoda; Insecta; Lepidoptera; Pieridae.
AUGGCACAAUUCAAUUAUCUCAAUGAAUUAAAUAGUUUAGCGACGCUAGACGGUCCUAUUACCCGCGGACCGCUUCAGCGCUGGGUAAAGAAAAGCGGUAGUGAAAAUAUAAACCCGUCCCUAAGUAAUUCAUUAAAAAAUGUGUCGAAUGCAAAUAUGAGCGGUGUCAAUCAGUCGAUGCAGAAACUUUCAGUAUCAAACCAGAGCUGCAACAAUAGUAUUCUCUCGACAAACAAAACACCAACGCGACUUGAGUCUAGGAAAAGCAAAAAGACGCCAUCGAAGAAUAAGUCGCCAGGCCGCUCUACAACUCCAACACCUAACAAAGCAUCGAAAACUCCAAACAAAGCUGACCGAUUUAUUCCUUCAAGGUGUAACACUAAUUAUGAACUAUGUCAUUAUAUGAUGACACGUGAGGAAGAUAAAAAUGAAGAACCGUCAGCCACUGGAGAGGCUAUUGGAAAGGCUUUGGCAGAUAUUGAGCCAGGCCGGCUGCUACAAUACACUUGCAAGGCCCCAGCUGCACCUGAGGGAUACCAGAAUCGACUUAGAGUUGUAUAUUCACAAGCUAAAGUACCAUCAAGUGUUAAAAAUUCAACUCGCUACAUACCCCACACUCCAGACAGAAUUCUAGAUGCACCUGACAUUGUAGAUGACUAUUAUCUAAAUAUAAUUGACUGGAGUGCAUCAAAUAUCUUGGCUGUGGCUCUCGGAAAUGCUGUAUACUUAUGGAAUGCAGGAACAGGACAAAUUGAGCAGCUAUUAAGCUUAGAGGGGUCAGAUCCUGUGUGUUCUGUCUCUUGGGUACAGGGUGGUGGAUCGCAUUUGGCUGUCGGUACCACAACUGGUACUGUUGAACUCUGGGAUUGUGAGAAGAUGAAGAGAUUGAGGGUAAUGGAUGGUCACACAGCCCGUGUUGGUUCAUUAUCUUGGAACCUUUAUGUAAUUUCGAGCGGUUCGCGAGAUGGAAACAUAGUCCAUCACGACGUACGCCAACGCGAUCACAACAUCGCCACUAUCAAUGCGCACACCCAAGAGAUUUGCAACCUGAAAUGGUCACCGGAUGGUAAACACUUAGCAUCGGGUGGUAAUGACAACCAACUGAACAUUUGGCCAGCCGCACAAGGACAACAUUACAGCCAGCCCCAAUUCUUAUACUCCUUCAGCAAUCAUCUGGCUGCGGUGAAGGGAUUAGCCUGGUGCCCUUGGAGUAAUGGUAUACUGGCAUCUGGGGGUGGCACUGCUGAUAGGACGAUACGCAUUUGGAACGUGAAUACUGGCGCUAACCUCGCUUCCGUUGACACAAAAUCACAGGUGUGUUCAAUUGUGUGGAGUACACACUACAAAGAGUUGAUGUCUGGGCACGGUUACGCGAACAACCAGCUCGUGAUAUGGAAAUACCCUACUAUGGCGCGAGUUGCAGAACUGACCGGGCACGUGGCUCGUGUUCUACAUCUCUCGCUGUCUCCAGAUGGUACCACUGUUCUAUCUGCGGGUGCGGAUGAGACCUUAAGACUGUGGAAGGCCUUCAUGCUGGAUCCAACGAAAAAGAAAGAGUCGGUUGACGCCAGAGCCGCCAAGUCACUUCUCAACAUGAACUCGUUGAUAAGAUAA